This is a messenger RNA of Mesorhabditis spiculigera, 1089 nucleotides long. The record is from the annotation of a GenBank genome assembly. NCBI's taxonomy places the organism in Eukaryota, Metazoa, Nematoda, Chromadorea, Rhabditida, Rhabditidae.
AUGUGGCAGCCCGAUGUAAAUUUUGGUCAACCGUAUGGUGAUUUAGCGGAGCCGAUGGAGCACGCGCAGCCGAUGAUGCCCUAUCAUCAUCAACACAAUUACCCUAAUAUGGUAGCUGCGAUGCCGGAGCAACAUUUCCGUUAUAUGGGUAUAUCUCAUCAGAUGAUGCAUCAUCAAGAAGAUCACGACGUGGAUGCAAUAUACUAUCAUACCCCAGAGCCCGUCGAGUUUAGUGAGGUCUACACUUCCGCUACGCCCUCACCAGAGGAAAUCAUCAUCACCCCAGUGCCAGAGCCAUUUCAUGAUUACGCACGACAGACUCAUGCUCAACCCAGUUGUUCCCAGGAAAUUGACGUCGGCAUGCCACAGUCGCUCUUCGAUGAAAGGGUGUAUCUAAGAUCGCAUAAUCGUUAUGAUCGCAAGAAAAACGUCGUGAAGUUGGCGGCAAUGGAUUCGAAUCAGGGAGAAUUACAGAUAGCGGGCCCGAAAGGCGAUUACGAUGACCUCAACGAAAACCCCGACGACUAUUUCGAGAGUGGAGAUGAAUACGCCGGUGAUUCGGACGAAGAGCGGCCCUUCCGUAAGACGAUGCGGACGAAAUACACCUACGUAACGCACCAGAUCAAUGGUAUUCAACGAGUGCAGUACGUUCCACCAAAUUCGAAGGAGCUGAAUUCAGCUAUGAAACGCACGGGCCGGCCCAAGGCUAGUUUUCAACAGGAAAAGCUGAGAUGUAAUUAUUGUCAUCGUGAGGUUCUGCAACGCUCAAAUCAGAGGACCAGCAAGAUUACGAACGCCUUGACACAUGCAAAGAUGCAUGUGAAGCGACGGCAGUUCGAAUGUUCGAAAUGUCACUACCAGUCGAAUACUCAUAUUCAACGUCAUGUCGCAAAUAUACAUAACGGAGAAGCCAAUAUAAUAGAUCGAAUGGAUGAUGAUCUACGUUGCUGCUACCGUGAUAUGGCGAUAGAGUGUUUUCCGGAGCUCGAAAAUGAAGUACAAGCUUGGUUUAAAAUGUCUUCCGAUGGCCAGCGACCAGGUGGGCGAAAAUCGAAGAAUCGAAUCAAGCCCGGAGAUUCUGCCCGUUAC